AUGGAGGAGGAGGAAAAGCCCCAAAUCCAGAGCUUGGAGCUGGUGGAGAAGCCUCAUGGCAGGGAGAAGCCACACAGGUGCUUGGAAUGUGGGAAAUGUUUCAGCUGGAGCUCCAGCCUGAGGCAGCACCAGGUGAUCCACCCUGGGGAGAGGCCCUUUGAGUGUGAGGAGUGUGGGAGGAGUUUCAGCCACAACUCCAUCCUGAUCCAACACCAGAGGAUCCACACUGGGGAAAAGCCCUUUGAGUGUGGGGAAUGUGGGAGGAGCUUCAGAGGAAGCUCAGCAUUGAUUCGGCACCAGGUCAUCCACACGGGGGAACGGCCUUACACCUGCUUGGAAUGUGGGAAGAGCUAUAGGUGGAACUCUGACCUGAGAAAACACCAGGGCACCCACACUGGGGAGAGGCCCUACGAGUGUCCUGAGUGUGGGAAGAGGUUUCACAGGAGCUCCGAUCUCCUCAAACAUGAGCGGAUUCACACAGAGGAGAGGCCCUUCCGCUGCCCCGACUGUGGGAAGGGCUUCAAGGAAAACGCCAAACUCACCAUCCACCGGCACAUCCACACUGGGGAGAGGCCCUACGAGUGUGGGGAGUGUGGGAUGAGCUUCUCACAGAGCUCUCACUUGACAGAACACCAACGGAGGCGCCACUAA
This is a messenger RNA of Agelaius phoeniceus (red-winged blackbird), 651 nucleotides long. The record is from RefSeq and is a predicted model, not a curated record. Lineage: Eukaryota; Metazoa; Chordata; Aves; Passeriformes; Icteridae.